Molecule: messenger RNA, 2649 nt
Organism: Mercenaria mercenaria
Lineage: Eukaryota; Metazoa; Mollusca; Bivalvia; Venerida; Veneridae
Exons: 1
Coding region: 22-2646 (874 amino acids)
Molecular function (GO): protein binding
Source: RefSeq, a predicted model, not a curated record
UUGAUAUGAACAUCUACGUGUAUGGAUUCCAUUCCUUGGAGUAUGGAGAAGUUAAGGAAAAUCCUUGAAAAAUAUCCUUCAAGUCUCAAGGCAAAGGACGCUUUAGAAAAGCUUACUCUAGAACAGAAAAAUAACAAAAUAAACAACUCUUUAACCUAUCUCGAAACCUGUGUUGAUAUUGAAAAACCAUGCACUUGGAAUUUUAUAUCGUUUCUUUAUUUCUGCACAGAUGAAAAAGAAAAGGCAGAAGAAUUCAAUUCAAAGGUAUUAGAGCAUAGUACAGGCAAUACAAAUCUGAUUGCCAUCGCAAACAAAGCACGGUUUGAACUGGACAAACGAAAUUUGACGAAGUGUCGGUCUUUAUGUGACCAACUCAAAAACUUGAAAGAAGAUAACUCCUCUCAUCUGAUCGCAAAAGCAGAAAUUGCCUUUACGUACUCAAGAUUAGGCACUAACUUUUAUCACACAGCUUCAAAUUUGUUCAAAAAUGUCAUAAAAGAAUACGAUAACGGCGUUAAAGUCCCAUCAGAGUACGUCUGCAUUUGGAUGUACGACUAUGCAUUAACACUAAAGCGGCGAUUACAUGUCGGCAAUUUACAUGAUGAAGAAGUAGAUUUAUCAGACGACAAGCACAAACACAUACUUGAGAUUUUUUGCCGUGUUAUUCACAUGGCAGGUGAAGAAGAUUGUUUAAAACAUGUCAAAGCACGAGUAUAUGUUGAUAUAGGUUCUAUUGCUUAUAUCAUAAAACAUAGCGCAAAUCCGCGUGAAAUGAAGAGUCUCUUACCAGAAGAUUCAGAUUUGGACUUAGAAGUACAAGAUUACUUUGAGAAAGCUUCCAAUAUUUGUCCUCAGGACGUGUAUGUGUUAGAAAGAAGCGCAAAAUAUUACAGGUAUAUGCGAGACUAUGAAGAAUCAGAGCGUUUGCUGAAAAAGGCUCUUGAAAUAAGAAAGACAUCAUUCAUAUAUCACCAUCUUGGUUUGAAUUUACUGAAAGAACUUGAACAAAAAAACUUAGUUCGACAACGUUCAAUAGGAAGUAAUGGUUCUGUGCCACGGAACCCUCCGGCAUCCGCAAUUGGACAUUCAGCUUUUACGAAAUCUAAGGCAAAAGGCAUCGCAAAACAAAAAACAGAUCUAGACGAUAUCAACACUAAAGGUCAGCAAACCCCGGGAAACAUCAAUAAAACAAAACACACAAAAGAGGUGGUGACUCAAAUGGCAGGAGCUGGAUCCAAAUCUACAAUAAAACUGGCAAAUACCAACCGGGAAAAUCCUAGAUAUAAUAAGUUUGAACCCCUGUCUUCGUCUAGUACAGAUCACGCUGUUUUUAGUCCAAGCCAAGAUGCAUCAAAAUCAGUCAUUAAGAGUCCACUCAGACCUAGGUUUAUAAGUUAUGAAGACAAUAAAGACAAUGUUGACAAAAUAAUAGAAUACUUUGAUGAAGCUAUAAAACUGUCUACAAACUGUGCUGCUUUGUACGAUAAGGGACUGUUGUAUCGACAGACUAAACGGUAUGAAAAGGCUUUUGAGGUUUUUGAAAAUAUGACGAAAAACAAAGACGAUAGUGUUUCCCUGAUUUACUUGGCAAAUGCGUAUGAACAAGCAGCCCUGUGCAUUCUUGACCUUUUAGAGACGGAAAUCCAUAUUUCUAAAGAGGCAAAGACAGACAUGGAAACCAAAUUGAAGACGUACUUGGUCAGUUCGAUAGAAAUAUCAAGCAACUGGAUUGCCAAGUUUCCUUCUUUGAACAAUUCUUGGAACUCUUUACCUACACUAGGGAAGGUUCUCAAUACUGAAUCGAACAAUGAAGAAGACCUUGAUCAUUGCGCGUUUUACUAUAGCAAAAUACAAGAUUAUACGGGGGCAAUUCAAGCUCUUGAUAAGUUAGUAAAAAAGGCGGACAUUUUUCAAGAUAAGGCAAAGACAUAUCUUUGUCAGUGUGACUAUGACAACGCGGUAAUGACCUUUAAUUGCUACUUGAAUCACAAACCCGAAUGGCGCGAUGAAAUAGAUACCAACCUGUAUUUGGAAGUUCACAUUAAAGCCGGCUUAGAUGCCUUUGGAAACGGGCGUGAAGACAUAGCUAAACUUCGAAUAAGGAAUGCAUUUGAUUUUAUAGAAAGUCCAAUUGAGAACGUUGACCCUUACGAUGUAAAGGACUGUGGACAAGAUGACAAAGAAAAAUAUGACCUGUUCAUUCUGUGUGACAUAGACGAUGAAACAAAUGGACAACAUCUCAUGACGCUUUUAAAUAGGUUGGGACUUCAAACAACUUCGAACGCAGACAAUAUCAAUAUUCUCCCGGGCACCCCUGAAGACGAAGGAAUAACGCACUUGAUGGAAAAGUCUAAGAAUUUUGUCAUCAUAAAUGACACCAAGGAGAUGAAAAAGGAAACACAAUAUUUUGCAAGAAUUAUAGGAAAGCUUGCCAACAAUAGACCACAAGACAUUGCAGUUGUUGUGAUAACAAGACCAGGAGUAGAUCUAGCAGGAGUAGACGUGCCCUCAAUGAUCCGUUAUGGACCUACAGCCACAAUCAGUAUGGACAUGGAAACCUUAGCCAAGGAUGAUUUCAAAAAUGAUGCUCAUAUGUUGAAAAUUAUCGAAGACUUACUGAUGGCUUUGUUAAGGCCAAAAAUUUAGGUG